Anisakis simplex (herring worm) is the source of this 885-nucleotide messenger RNA. NCBI's taxonomy places the organism in Eukaryota, Metazoa, Nematoda, Chromadorea, Rhabditida, Anisakidae. The record is from the annotation of a GenBank genome assembly.
AUGAUUGAAUUAGUGAAUAGAUCGACGCGAACGAUGCAAAAAUUGAUCAUUGAUGACGGUAUGAAGCGCGUCAUUCUCAAACCAGGGCGCCUGAAGAUUUAUCGGACGGUCAAACUGAAACAAUUAAUAUUUGGUGUUUUGAGUUUAGUUGCGAUUGUGUUCACGUUAGUGAAUGCAGUUUCAUUGCAUAUAUUACCAUCGGUAAAAAAGUAUUUAUUACCAAAUCCGCAAAUCGGAUAUUUCUCAUCAAUACCGAUCGUUAGUUUUGAAACGUCUAUGGCCAGACUGACGGUCGUUGAUAUUGCUACUCGAGAUUUAAAUAACAGAACAACAAUUUCUCGUCGACUGAUGAAUGCUGACAGGGAAGAAAUCACUAUAUCUGUGGUGGCACUUAUUCAACCGAACGAUAUGACAAGUGAGAAGUUGGACACAUCGAAACUGAAGGUUGAUACAAGUAAAUUGAGUGCUGCAGUGAGAACGUUGGUGUCACCGCCUUUUGCGAGUGCUUCGCUCAGUCUUAAUACACAAUCAACUUCGAACGUUCUCAUUAUUGGACUUGGUGGCUCACAAAUGAACAACUUCUUACAUCACUUCUUUCCGCAUAUGAACAUAACAGUAAUUGAAUUAGAACAAACAAUGCACGAUAUAGCUCUCAAAUAUUUUGGUCUUUCGGAGGAUUCAAAUCAGCGUGUCAUUGUGAUGGAUGGUCUGGAAUAUUUGAAAGAAGCAGCUGAUAGAGGUGAAAAGUUUGACGCUGUUUAUAUAGAUGCGUGUCCUACGGCCUUUCCAUCGUCAGAAGAAACGCUGUGUCCCAUUCACGGAUUUCUUGACGAUGUUACAAUCGCUAACUUACUAGCGGUAUUGAGAGGAACAGGUAGAGUCUGA